Molecule: messenger RNA, 1587 nt
Organism: Pleurotus ostreatus (oyster mushroom)
Lineage: Eukaryota; Fungi; Basidiomycota; Agaricomycetes; Agaricales; Pleurotaceae
Exons: 13
Coding region: 1-1587 (528 amino acids)
Biological process (GO): transmembrane transport
Cellular component (GO): membrane
Molecular function (GO): transmembrane transporter activity
Source: RefSeq, a predicted model, not a curated record
AUGGCGAAAUCAGAGAAACUGGACGCAGUGACUGUUAGCCAGGAAAUCGUUCGGGAUGUAGGACAUUCAGUUAGUAAUGCAGAUAACAUUCUCUUAGCGAAACUUGGUUAUAAAAGCGAGUUCAAACGCGAAUUCUCGAUGACAGAGACAGUAGCCUUUGCCUUCUCUAUUAUGGGCGUUGUGGCCUCUGUCUCAUCCACCUUAUCGUUUGGAUUGGCCAGCGGGGGUCAUGUCGGCAUGGUGUUCGGUUGGUUGAUUCCGAGCCUGUUUGUGGCGACGAUAGCCCUUUCCAUGGCCGAGCUAGCUUCUUCCAUGCCUACAAGUGCUGGCUUGUACUACUUCUCUGCGAAGCUCGCUCCCCCAAAGUAUUCUGCCCUAGCCAGUUGGAUUACCGGAUGGGCAAACAUCACUGGGCAAGUGACUUUAGUCUGUGGCAUUGAUUACACAUGCGCCCAGAUGAUUGCUUCGGCAAUUGCAGUUGGAUCUGACGGCGCCAUCAUCCUUUCGGCUGGGGCAACGUACGGCAUCCUUCUUGCCAUUCUAUUUUCCCAUGGCGUCGUGUGCUCUGCUGCUACACACAUACUAGCCCGGUUAAACCUAUUUUACGUGCUGAUCACCGUGGGAACUACAAUUGCAGCGAUUAUCUUGCUUCUGGUUGUAUCAGGCGACGACAAAGUCUCCACCAAAGAUGCGUUUACGUUGUUCGAGAAUAAUACAGGUUGGACAAGCAAUGGAUGGGCCUUCAUCUUGGCCUUUACGGCACCUAUGUGGACAUUGACUGGAUAUGAUUCUGCUGCUCACAUAGCUGAAGAAGUUUCGGGGGCGGCGCGGGCAGCACCGAUUGCAAUCAUCGUUGGGGUUGGCGCCACAGCUAGCCUGGGAUGGUUGUUAUUGAUAGCCGCUUCGUUUGCCACCACUUCGGUGACAGCGCUACUCGAGUCACCUUUGCCGUUGCCGAUGGCACAGCUAUUCCUUGAUGUACUUGGUAAACGCGGCAUGCUGGCGAUCUGGUCUCUGAUUAUCGUGGUCCAGUAUGUCACCGGCGCCGCACAAGGGGUCGAUGCUUCACGUGUUGUAUUUGCCUUCGCGCGAGACAACGCACUGCCGGGCUCCAGACUGUGGAAAAAGAUAAAUGUUUACACUCAGACUCCCGUGAAUGCCGUGUGGUUUGUAAUUGUUGUGUCUGCUGUUUGCGGCGUCCUUGGCUUCUCGGAAACCGCAUUGGAAUCACUUGCUGGGUCCUCUGUGAUUGGAUUGUAUACGUCCUACGCCGCGCCCAUCUUUUUGAGGAUAACAUCUGGUCGGACCAAGCUAGUCCCAGGGCCAUUCAGUCUCGGGCGAUGGGCAAUUCCAAUAGGAACCAUUGCGGUCUCAUGGGUGAUGUUCAUGGUUAUCAUGCUAUUCUUUCCUUCUGGACGAUCGCCAGAGGCUGCGGAUAUGAAUUAUGCCAUUGUUAUUAUCAUGGCCGUUUUCAUUUUUUCCAGCUUUUGGUGGAUUGUUUCCGCUCGGAAAUGGUUCCAUGGGCCAAUCAAGAAUGUAGAUGAUCCCGAUAGCACCUACAACGUAGUACCGAAGGAGCAUGCAUAG